Frankliniella occidentalis (western flower thrips) is the source of this 2422-nucleotide messenger RNA. Its product is annotated as myrosinase 1-like. The transcript is spliced from 8 exons. Gene Ontology annotation, biological process: carbohydrate metabolic process. Bases 85 to 1653 code for a protein of 522 amino acids. Gene Ontology annotation, molecular function: beta-glucosidase activity. The record is from RefSeq and is a predicted model, not a curated record. Lineage: Eukaryota; Metazoa; Arthropoda; Insecta; Thysanoptera; Thripidae.
UCGCGUCGUACUCAGUCAUCCACACGCAUUCCGUCCUAUAUAUUCGGCCGGUGAAAGUCCUGCCCCACAGACUGUUUGUGCAACAUGAAGCUCGUAGUUGUCCUACUUGUCGCUGGAGCGGGCCUUACAGCGGCCGGCCUGACCCUUCCACAAGCCAACCAGACCGACGAGGAGUACGUCCUGCCCAAAGGCUUUAUCAUCGGUGCGGGGACGUCCUCGUACCAGGUGGAGGGCGCCUGGAACGAGUCCGGCAAGGGUGUGAGCGUGUUUGACUACUACUACCACACGCGGCAGCCCGACGGACCAAACGCAGACGUGGCCUGCGACUCGUACCAUAAGUACAAAGAGGACGUCGCCGUGGCGAAAGCGCUCAAGAUGCAAAUGUAUCGGUUUUCCCUGUCGUGGUCUCGCAUCCUACCGGAUGGCGACCCGAAAAAUGUCAACAAGGAAGGCAUCGAGUACUAUAACAACCUUAUCAGUGAGCUGCUCGCCAAUGAGAUCGAGCCCUUCAUCACGCUGUACCACUUCGACCAUCCCCAAGUGCUUGAGGACACGAUCGGCGGCUGGACCAACUACUCUAUGAUCGAAAAGAUGGAACAGUUUGGACGUGUUGCUUUCGACGCUUUUGCUAACCGGGUCAAGUACUGGGUGACGCUGAACGAGCCACAUAUGCACUGCUACGUGGUGUACAACGUAGCCAGCGUGCCCCCUGCCAAACCGAGUGCUGGCUUAGGCGAGUACCAGUGCAUCUACCACGAGCUAGUGGCGCACUCGAGGCUGUACCACAUGUUCAAGAACGAGUAUGCCGCCAAAGCUCGCCCCGGCACUGUAAUCGGCCUGACAGCUGAGACAUUCUUCGCGUCACCGCUGGACAACAAGUAUGAGAACAUUGCGGCUGCGGAGCGCUACAACUUGUUCGAGCUUGGUAUCCAGUUCGACCCAAUCAUAUACGGAGACUAUCCGGAAGUGGUCAAAAAGUACGUCAAAGCCGCCAGCCUCGCAGAGGGGCGCACCGAAUCGAGGCUGCCCAACUUUACUGAGGAAGAGAAGAAACUACUAAAAGGCUCAACCGACUUCCUCGGCAUCAACGCCUACUUCGGCAAGACGGUCCACGCCGGUCUAGACGGGAGGUCACGUAACCCAUCCCCACAAAGGGACAUGCAAGUCGUGCUGGACUCCCCAUUAGACUUCAGCGGGGCCUUCAGUACGAGCACACCGCAGUCGUUCCGAAGCUGCCUGCUGUGGCUCAGAGACCGCUACAACAACAUGGGCGUCUUCAUCACGGAAAACGGCCUGGCAACUCAGAACGGAGAGGGUGUCCACGACCACAACCGGGCAGCAUACCACAGCGCGUACCUUCGUGAGGCAGUUAAAGCGAUUCGAGAUGACAAUUGCAACGUUUUGGGGGUGACAAUAUGGAGUUUGCUGGACGGUUUCGAAUGGGGCUCAAAGCGAAUGAUGGGGCUGGUCUACAUCGACUACACGACUCCAGACAGGACACGUGUGCUGAAAGAAUCGUCGGCCUUUUACAUCCAGCUCAUGACGGAUCGCAAGGUGCCCUACGUCGCCUGGAACAGCUCCUCGGCGCGCCAACCGAUAGCCUACUUGGCCGUUUUGUUUGCCGCUGCGCUUACUGUCUCCCUCAACCACUGACAUAGCGCUUCGCGCUUGUCUAUUACCUUGAGAGCUCACAAGCUUGGACUGAACACAUUGCAGUACCCCACUGUUGGCUGCGCGUUAGGGCCCAUAAAGAGUACGGGCUUUAUCACCAAAUGUCUUCUCUUAUAAAGAAAACCAAAUGGAAAGUUUAGGAAACUUAAAGUGUCAGAUCUGGCUGAACCCCAAUUUAUAGUUCCAGAUUUCAUUCUGAUUUUCGUGUUCAAGAUAUUGAGUGUAAGAUGCAACCUUAUCAAUAGCCCCGCACGGUAAAAACAAGGCCUGCGAAUCCCAGGAGUUUUAGGUCUUUCCCAGGGCAGUUGGAAGAGUCCCAGGAGAUCUCCUGGAAAUGUCUCAUUUUCCCAGAAGGUAUCAUGGGAUUUGGUCGGUCGCUUCCAGAACCCAGGGAAGCGCUCCCAGAACCCAGGGCAGCCCUGGGAGAUACAAUGCUAUUUCUAGGGCAUCCCCUGGGAAAUGUUUCGCGUCAAGAAGGAGGUAUCUUGCGGCUGACAAGACGAACUCAUCAUGUGCAGUUUCAAGAGUUUCCGUUGAGAAGUAAGCAAAGUGACAUGUGGAACGGUUUAACAUACGUGAAGAGAGAUGGGCACUUGUCGUUAGUUUGGGGACCAAUAACUUUGCCGUAUCGCCUCUGAUCAACUCUGAGCAUAAGACAUUUCCUUUUUAAUUUUGCAAGAGGAAUCCAAAUCACUAGUUACAACUCAAAUUUUGAAACUUGAGAAAUAUUAAAAUUUGGGAACUUAGUCUA